AUGACUAAAGAGCUAAAUACUGGAGGUGGAAAAAAUCGGUACAAGUAUCAAUCCUUCAAUGUUCUCGUAGAAAAUGUGAAAAUCGAUAUCACACAUACUGCAACAAAAGAACAAGAUCCCGAGGGUUUUGGAUCAUUCUUUAAUGAAUCUCUGAAAUCGUGGAAAGAACUCAAUUUGUCAACGCACUUUGUAAUUUUUGUUCGUGAAGUCUCGGAGUAUUGUCAGUCAUUACCUCAAUUAAUAUAUCAUAAAGAAAAGAUAAUUCAAAUUUUGGAAAAGCACCUUCAAGUCGAAGACAGUCUUGCCUUGGAACCAUUGCUAGAUCUUGUUACGAAACUAUCAAGAGAUCUUGAAAUAGAUUUUUAUCCGUUUUUUGAGCGAAUUGUUGGAGCAAUAAUACCUCUUACAAGACUUCGAGAUGUCAAGAAACUGGAGGGUGGUUUUAUAAACUUUUUUGAUGAUCAGUGUAAUAUAAGUAGUUCAUAUCCAAUUAGACUCAUAGCACCUUUACUUGGCGAAGAAUAUCAAAAACCCUAUGUUCGUCGGUUCGCUGCUGAAGCAUUUGCAUUCCUCCUCCGUCAUGCACGGUUGGGCAUUUUAUGUUAUGAAGCUAUUCAGGCAUCCUAUUUCCUUAAGGCACCGGAUAAUAAGCUUCAUCCCAAUGCUCCAAUACUAUUGAAGGAAUUGCUAAAUGCUUCAUAUAGACGUUCAAAAAAUGAUGUCAGCAUUGAAAGCAACUCUGCCUAUCAUAUUCUUACUAUGACCACUGUUGCACUUAUUCAUCAUACUAAAAAUGAAUAUUUUGGACCUGUGUGGAAUUUAUAUUUAAGUGAGAUAGAAAACGACCUAAACUCUGUUGUUCAAGAUAAUGCUAAUGAAGAUAACCUCAUACCUGAAAUAACGGUUGUAAAGUUUGGGAUAAAUUUAUCUUUUGUUUAUAUAUGCAUGACAGUUCGCAAAGGCAGUCGUGUUAAUGGAACCAUUUCCUCAAUAGUUACAAAGGAAGGGUUAUUAAAAUUUCCCAGUGUUAGUAUGAAAGAAAUAACAUGUGUUGAAGAUGACUCUGGAAAUGUCAUAGAUGGACUAAUAAGUUUGAUAACUCGUGAUUGUGAUUGGGCCUCAGAGGUGCAUAAAAUGAGCUUGUUAGAUUUAGAUUCGGAAAAUACUCAAAUUCCGUUUUUAACUCUGGUCUCCGCAACUCUCACUAUAAUAACGCAUGUGUCUGUGCCAUUUUUGAAAACAUUUAAUUCUCUAUUGUCUUUGAUUAAGUCAUUGGUUCAAUACCUUAAAAGUUCUUCCUCAAUAAUGCCGUAUACAAAACGGCCUUUGACGCACGGUUUUCCAUACGUGCUUGCACAAAACUUGUUGGGACAAGCAAUUGAAACUAUAACUAAUUUAUGCCGAACUUCUUUAGGAGGCAAUGAAAUAAAACAUUUAGUUGAAUUAUGGAAUAUUAUUGUUGAUGAUAUUUUACUAGUAUUUUGUACAAAUGAAGUUAUCUUGAGAUCUAUUUCGGAAUAUAUAAUAUAUAUGCGGGCAAGCAAAAAGAAUGCCUUUUUAUUUGAUACAAAGGCUUUGGAGAAAAUCUACCCCCAUCUAAAGAGCAAUAUCGGCUCAUAUAUACAUCAAUAUCGGUUAUAUUCGUUGAAAAUUCUCAUGCAUUUUGAUCAAUUUCCGCUUAACAACAACGAAGAUGCUUCUAAAAACGAACAGGAGCCCUGCGAACUAUUCGCAAUGGCUUAUAAAGUUGAGGAAAUUGAAACAUCUGUCGCAACAUAUCGUAACAAGACUAUGAUCUUACGAAAGAUAAAUACAUUGAUAUCUACUAAACGAAUACCAGAGUUUUAUUCAGAAGUUACACCAUUGUUUUGCUUUGGUUUACUGUCCAUCAACUUUAGUGCUAUCUGGACAGAGGCAAUCAAUGUGCUUGCAAAUGUUGCACAGAAUGAUCCUCGCACUUUCUGGAAAUUGUUGCAUGCUGAAAUAUUGCGUCUUAGCGAAUUUAAAUUCACAUAUUCUGGAUUUUCUACGAAGGCCUUUGAAUUUUAUGUUAAUGAAGAUACAAAUUUAUCAACUAUAUCUACCAAAUAUAGCGGGAUAUCUUUUGACUGUCUUAAUAUGUCUAAAUUCAACAAGUCGGUUAACAAUGCAUAUAAAUUCAUAGUCAGCAAUUUGGUCAACAGUUAUGUUGUUCAUUUUAUUUCGAUUUGUGUUCCAGAAAGUGUAAAUUUUGAUCAUUGGAAUUACUAUGGUCUCUUGAUUAGGACGCUGACUGAAGUCCCCCAUAUUGCUGAACAAAACUCUCGACAAUUGGUUCCUUUUUUUCUUCGACAUAGUGCAGCUGCCGAAGACUCUAUUGAUAAAGUAAGUAUUAUUAAGGAAGGUCAAGAAACCAGAGUGAUAACACCUUCUGGACAAAAUAAUAACUCAUGCGAGAAAAUGGAAAUUGAUCAUGAGAAAGAAGAUGAUUUUGUGAUAGCUGAACAAGCCUCAAAGAGUUUCAAAUCACAACUGUUACUUUAUUUAAAAUUAUUUUCUAAAUUCAAAAACCCACGAUCAGUUUAUAAAUCUGCAGAGUUACAAGAUAUUUAUUUGCGGUUAUUAAUGAAAGGAGACAUCAAAAUACAGAGUCUUGCAUUAGAAUGUAUGUUUACAUGGAAGUUCAAAGGUGUCACUCCUUAUGAAAAUAAUCUUCGAAAUCUUGUUGAUGAGGCAAAGUUUAGAGAUGAAUUAUCAACAUUUUCAUUUAACCUAGAAAAUGGCUCAAUAGAAUUCGAACAUAGGGCUGAAGUAAUGCCAAUUAUCAUACGUAUUUUAUAUGGUAGGGUGAUUGCAAGAAGGGGUAAAGCUUCAUCAAAGACUGGAAUGGGUGCCAGAAGAAUAGCUGUUUUGUCUGCAUUAGUCAAUUGCAAUCAAUCCGAGCUUGAAUUUCUUGUUAAUUUACUUUUGGAACCUUUUACCAUUAUUCGUCAACAACCAGACAUUAUUGAUAAUGAAUUCAAAUUUGUACCAAAUAUAUCUGUUGAUAAAAUCGUUUCUUAUCGAAAACAACUUGGAUAUCUGAAUUUUUUAGAAGACUGCUUGAAACAAUUAGGGACUUAUUUAAUACCCUUUAUUCCGGAUAUGUUUAAAGUUGUUUUGUAUAUAGUUGACAGUGUACAAAAGAAUUUGUUAGCAGAAGAUGGAAUAAACAAAGUUACAUUGGAUAGUAGUAUGAAAAUUGAUGAUAUCGAAACAGCUAAUGACAUAAAAAAUCAUAACCAACAAUUCAAAGUUAUUAGGCAACUCGGCUUAAAAAGAAUUAACGAGUUUUUCAAGAUUCGUUCAUCUUUUAAUUAUCAACCCUACAUUAACACAAUGUUCAAUUCAUUUAUUUCAUUACGAAUUCCAAAAUUGAACAUUGAAAAUACACAAGCACCUUCUGCAUUAAUGGAAUUAUUCUUUACAUGGGCUUCAAACAGAGACUACCUACUAUUUUUAGUUGAUUACAAUAAAGAAGUGUUACCAAAAAUAUUCGCAUGUCUAUCUGCGAAAAAAGUUCGAAUGUCAGUUGUUUCGAUGGUUUUGAAUAUUAUUGAAAAUAUAUUGAAAAUAUGUGACAAUGAAAUGGAAAUUGAUGAUGACCUUAUCAAAACCGAAAACACAACUUUGAUCACUCAAGUGAUACAUCCUCACAUUUCUUCUUUGCUAGAUAACCUGGAAUAUGGAUUAUUACAAAAUAGUCAAAAUGGUACAUUCGCUAAAGAUACAUUUUCUAAACGAGAGAUUUCAAUACUUUCACAGAUUGCGGUAUAUGUUAAUAAUGGGGUACAAGCCAAAAAAUUGGUUGAUUUAUUACUUCCAUAUCUUCGGAAAUCCCCACGAUUUGUCCCUGAACAAACUAAAGCACAUAUAUUAAAAAUAAUUAAAAACUUUUUACGCAUCAUUCCAGGAUUUGAAUCAUCAAAUGAUCUAUUUAUAAUGUAUUAUAAUCUUAUAUCUAGAGAAUUUUCUACGAUUCGUUCUAGAGAAUGUCGUAUUCUUUUGGUUGAAGCACUCGAAGAAUUUUCUAAAUUGGAUAAUACAUUACAAGAAGUAGUUGAAGUUAUUAAAGAACUUAAUGCUUUCUCUACAGUUAGAUUAAAUGAACCGGAUUUUGAAAGACGAUUAGACGCUUUUAAUCGUAUUAACCAAGAAUCUUAUAAAAGGUUUUCAGCAAUGCAAUGGUUGCCAUUAAUAUAUAAUUGCAUUUAUUUUAUUCAAGAUCCCGAAGAACUUUCAAUUCGGAAUAAUUCAUCUUAUUGCAUUAUUCGUUUUAUUGAUCGCUUUGUGGAAAAUCAUAAUAAUGCGGAAUUAGAAGUUCAAAACAAAUUUCGUAAUAUUUUAAUUAAUAUAAUAUAUCCUGCAAUCAAAAAAGGCAUGAAAUUACCGAUAGAACUAGUUCGUAUGGAAUUUCUUUCAGUAUUAUGUUAUGCUGUUAAAAAAUGUUCCAUGUUGCCUCAGUUUGUAGAUAUGUCUUGUUUGUUGUUUGAUGAUGAAGAGGCAAACUUUUUCAAUAAUAUUUAUCAUAUUCAAAUACAUCGUCGUGUACGUGCACUUAAAAGGCUCUCCAAUGAAUGCGCUAUGGGAAAACUAAAAAAUGCCAAUCUUGUGCAAAUAUUUUUACCACUUUUAGGACACUUUAUUUUUGAAUCAGAUCGAAUUAAUGAUCAUAUAUUAAUUAAUGAAACUAUUUUAACGAUUGGCAUUAUUGCUAGUCAACUUCAAUGGGGUCAAUAUUAUGCUCUUUUAAAACAAUACAUGAAACACAUUUCUCGGAAGCUAACAUUAGAAAAAAUACUAGUUAGGACCAUCAUUAUCAUUCUGGAUAAUUUUCAUUUCGAUGUUUCUGAUAUCGUAGUUGGAGAUCUGCAAUCUCAGUCAUCAAAUAAAUUAUUAGAAAAAGAUGAUAAAAACGAAACAUUUUUGUCUCAACGUAUUCAUGAUACUAUAAUAUGUCAAGUACUUCCCGAGUUGAAAUUAUAUUUGGCCAAAUGUGAUGAUAAUAAUAUUGCAGUACGAGUACCAAUAGCAUUUGCGAUCACAAAAUUAUUAAAAGCUUUGCCUGAGGCGACACUUCGCCUCAAUUUACCAGGAUUACUUACUACAUUAUGUCAAAUAUUAAGAAGUCGUAGCCAAGAUACUCGUGAUGCAACAAGAGAUACCCUUGUUAAAAUUUCAAAUUUCCUUGGUCCUAUAUAUUUUUCAUUUAUUGUAAAAGAAUUACAAGGCGCACUUACGCGAGGCUAUCAACUGCAUAUCCUUGGAUAUACCUUACAUUCUCUUUUGCUUAAUUUAGUCUCAAUUUUAAAAGUUGGAGAUGUUGAUUAUUGUCUUCAAUUAAUUGUAGAUAUUAUUAUAAAUGAUAUAUUUGGCCAUGUUGCAGAAGAAAAAGAUGCGGAAGAAAUGACAGGUAAAUCAAAGGAAAUGAAAGCUAAGAAGGGUUUUGGAUCAUUUGAAAUACUUGCAAAAAUUAUUCAAUUCAAGAAUAUUGGUAUCUUAUUGGCGCCACUUAAAGAUAUUAUGAGAGAAACUCAAAGUUUAAAGAUUUUACGAAAAGUUGAAGAAUUAUUACAAAAAGUGGCAAUAGGGUUGAAUAAUAAUCCUGAAUUCGAGAUUAAAGAAAUUAUAAAAUUAUGUAAAGGGCUCGUAUCUCAGAAUCUUGAUAUAUCAAAAUCAGUACCAAAAGUCAAAGUCGUUAAGACAAAAUUAGAAAUGAACUUUACGGUGCAAUUAAAACGUAAUAUUACUGAACCUGUUGAUUAUUUUGACACAAAUGCACAUCUUUUUGUGCAAUUUGGAUUGUCAAUAUUUUUAUCUGCUCUUAAACACGAAAAGUUUGAUACAAAAUCCGAAGAACAACUGCUUAUGUUAGACCAAUUCGUUGAUAUAGUUGGAAAUGCCAUGUAUUCCAAGCACUUGAAUAUUAACAUUCUUGCUAUCAAAAUAAUGCACAUAUUAUGUGGUCUGAAACUUAAGUCCUUGAAUGAUGCUUUACCUGUUAUCGUGAAGCAAACUUUUGUGUUGAUAAAAACAUCGGACUCUACGAAUUCUGAGCUUGUACAAACUUGCUUUAAAUUGCUUACAGUUAUAAUACGUAUUUGUAAACAAGCUGAACUUAAAGAAAAUCAAUUAACCAUCCUAAUUAAUUUGAUUCGACCUGAUCUUGAAGAGCCUCAAAGGCAAAGUACAACUUUCUCUUUAAUUAAAGCUAUAAUUUCACGUAAAUUUGUAGUUCCGGAGAUUUAUGAUUUAAUGCAAACAAUUUCUGAAAUAAUGAUUACGAGUCAAACUUCUCAAACACGUGACCUUUCUAGGCAACUUUUAUUCCAAUUCUUAUUGGAUUAUCCACAAGGACGUGGACGUCUCAAGAAUCAAAUAAAUUUUCUAGUCAAAAAUUUAAAUUAUACCUUUGAAAGUGGUAGGAAAUCAGCAAUGGAAAUGAUGAGUUUAAUAAUUACUAAAUUCGGAGAUGAAAUUUUAAUGGAAUAUGCCGAAAUGUUUUUCCUGUCUUUAUCUAUUUCGUUAGUCAAUGACGAUUCUAACAAAUGUCGAGAAAUGGCAGGUGUUUUGAUUAAAAUGUUAUUGAGGCGAAUGGAUGAACAACGAUUAAAAAAUACCUAUAUCUUGUUAGGUAAAUGGUUUACUCAAACAGAGAAAAAAAGUUUACAACGAAUGGCAGUACAAAUUUAUGGGCUUGUAAUUGAAGCAUUUGACGACAAAUUUAAACGACACAUUCCAGAAUUGUUAGAUAUUCUAGGUAUUGCACUUCAAUCAAGUUCUCAAAUUAUGGAUCAGCUUGCGUGUUCGAAUGACGGGGAUGAUAAUGAUCAAGUAGAAGACAUGAUCAUUGAUGUUGAUUGGGAGAUUGGAUAUUACUCAUUAAAUACGUUCACUAAACUUGUUAAAUCUUUCCCUACUGUUAUUUAUUUUGAAGAAUGCAACAAAAUAUGGACACUGGUUGAAAGGCAUAUUCUCCAUUCACAUUCUUGGAUAAGACUCGCAUCAAGCAGACUUUUUGGACUGUAUUUUGCUAGUAUUAAUCCAGAGACUAUGAUUGCUACGGGGUCAAAUAAAGAAGAUGACUAUUUAACAAGGGACAUACUGAAAAAAUUAGCCACAUCAUUCUGUAUACAAUUGAAAAGCAAAUUUUUGGGACAAGAACUUGCAACACAAAUUGUGAAAAACCUGUUUUUCAUUGGAAAAUGCUUUUAUCAUGAAGAAGAUGAGGUAGACAAUUCACUUAUAAAAGAAAAGGAUGGAAAUAAUAAUGAAGAAUCUGUAUCUAAAGAUAUUGAUAAUGAAAAUUAUAACGAUGUAGAUGAUGUAGACAAAAAUAUACAUCAGAUUAUAAAUAACCAAACAACCGAUAAUGUUAAAGUAAAGCCAUCCUUACUUUGGUUAUUCAAAAAAUUAUCAUAUCAAGCAAGGUUUGCUUCUUGCAAUAACGAAGAGAUUGAUUAUCAGCGAACAAGUAUAUAUCAAUGGCUUGCCGCAAUGGUUACCUACAUGUCACCAAACGAUUUAGUACUUUCUUAUCUCUUAUUUAUAAUCUCACCUAUAUAUCGUUUGACAAACGAUGAAACAAUUAAAGGUCAAAAUAUAGAUAAUCUUAAACAACUUGGAAAAGAAGUUCUUGAUUUAUUACAGAAGCGUAUUGGCACAACUCAAUAUCAUAUUGCAUACAAUAAAAUAAGACAACAAAUAUUUGAUGUGAGAAGGGAAAGGAAACAUAAACGAGUUAUUGAGAAUACGGGAUAUUUGGUUUUAGCUACUGAGCUUGUCCUAGCUGCCACGUAG
This is a messenger RNA of Scutellospora calospora, 7818 nucleotides long. NCBI's taxonomy places the organism in Eukaryota, Fungi, Glomeromycota, Glomeromycetes, Diversisporales, Gigasporaceae. The record is from the annotation of a GenBank genome assembly.